ACUUUUUCUGCACUCGUGGACACUUCAUCACCUUCCUUUUCAAUGCAAGAUACGAUUCAUCUUAGCUGCUCUACCAGACGUUGGUUUCAUUUCAUAUGAUAUGUGGUUCACUUAUUUCCCUUAUCUUCUUCAUUCAAUUCCCUUUCUCUCUUAUAUAUCUUCUAUUCCAUUAUCUCCCCGGCCCAAAUUGAACAAUGUCGGCGGAGCACGAGGCUAACCUAGAGGAUCCGUCCUGGCCGGAGCUCAACUUAUCGGAAUUGUUACUCACUGGCAAAAUCAGGGAUCUACAUGCUGUUAUAGAGAAGGAAUGGGAUACAAUUCGCCGAUCGGCUUGUCAGAUGGCCGCCGUUCGAGCUAUGUGGAGGCACGUGAUCCGCGAUCCACUAGCUGAGUUACUGGCCGGAGAGACUUACCUGAGAAAUCUCUAUGAGAAGAUGAAGAAGGAUCGACUCAACAAUGCUAAGGAAAUCUCCGGAGUGAUUCUCGCGGUUCGAACUCUCUGGAUCGAUUCGAAACUCGAGAUCGCCAUCCGUUCUUUCAAUGGCGAUGCUUCUCAGGUUGUUCUUCUCGGCGCAGGGAUGGAUACAAGAGCAUACCGGUUAACUUGCUUGAAAGAGACUGACGUUUUUGAGAUCGAUUUCCCUGACGUUCUGCAAAUGAAAAACGGCAUUCUAGAUGAAGCGAUAGAACAGACAAACGGUUGUAAACGCGCGGCGAUUAUAUCCAAAUCAUUGAGUAGAAUCGAAGCUGAUAUCAGUGAUGAUAACUGGUUAAAAGAGCUUCUUCUACGUGGAUUCUCGCCGGAGAAGAAAACUGUAUGGAUUCUAGAAGGAAUACUGUAUUACCUCACAGAUGCGAAAGCGAUGGAAGUAUUGAAGAUUAUAGCAGAUAAUUCCGCCAUAGGCGAGACAGUUCUCUUAGCUGAUUUCAUGAACAAGCCAUCAACUAUGCUCUCCAGCUCUGUUUUCCAUUUCUACUGUGAUUGGCCGGAAGAACUUCUUCCGUCCCUAGGGUUUUCAGAUGUGAAUCUAUCGCAAAUCGGUGAUCAGGAUGCGCAUUUCGGUUUAUUGCCUGAUCCAUUGAAUCUGUUCAACAAACUACUCAAUCUGCCGAGAUCGCUGCAGAAUCAUCCCGACGAUGGAACGCCGUGUUGCCGUUUGUACUUGGUGGAAGCGCGUUAUGGUUCACCAAAUCGAUCAUCUUCUUGAAGAAGGUUAUCGGUCUUCUACAAUUGGAAUCUAGGUUUAGCCAUUCCUAUAUAAGCUUAUUUGAAAUCAAAUAUUUUUCUUUUUAUCAA
Molecule: messenger RNA, 1297 nt
Organism: Impatiens glandulifera
Lineage: Eukaryota; Viridiplantae; Streptophyta; Magnoliopsida; Ericales; Balsaminaceae
Product: putative S-adenosyl-L-methionine-dependent methyltransferase Mvan_0910
Exons: 2
Coding region: 195-1208 (337 amino acids)
Biological process (GO): methylation
Molecular function (GO): methyltransferase activity
Source: RefSeq, a predicted model, not a curated record